AUAUUGCUAUCCACACAAGUAAUUGGUGUCAUUAUUGAACAACAAAAACGAGAUUCCUUUUUGGGAUUUUUAAAUGUAUCGCCUUCGCUUUCAAGCAGUUGCUGCUUUUCGCCACUUUCUAAAGAAAUCCUUUCUUUGAAAAUUUCUGUUCGGAAACGCAUUUUCAACGUUGAAUCUAACUUCCCAGAAGCCGAAAUAACCCUCCGCCUUCGUCUCAUCUCGUCCCAUGCCUUGUUUUGAUUUUGUUGCUUGUUUUGUUUAGGGGCUGCAUAUUGCCAGUUCUAAAAAAAAGUAAACGCCCCCUAUUGCCGGUAUGCCGGACAUGAUUGCCAAAAUGUCUAAACACUAAAAGUCUAGUGCUAGCAGUCUAGUACAGUAGUACCAUGGUAGUACAAGUAGUCUAAUGUCUAAGGAACAGGUAGAAGGUAGUGGUAGUCCCUGGCAAUAUUUGUUAUGACUUGUGAGGCUAGUGAGAGUUGUGACAAUAUCUUCUAAAUGAAACAUUUCCUCUUAAUUUUCCUGUUUGUCUUUUUCCCAAGACAAGUAUUUUUAAUACGUUGAUUAUUUGUCUUUCUUAGCUCUUGUUUUUGUUUGAAGUCGUGGCUAAGAAAGAUGGCUUGAGAAUCGUAUGGGUAAUUUGAUAUGACAAUCAAAAUGGGACUAUCGGGAGUUAUCAGGUUGCGGGGAAGGAGGAAGGCAUGGCUAAAGUGCCAGAUUUAGGCCUUUAGUUUGGGGUCCUCGCAUUUUCGUCGCCUUCUCUUUAGCAAGUGACUGCAGUGGUAACCGUGCAAUUUGACUGCAUUUGUUGAUAUUCAGUGAUGUUGUGCUGACUUAACGCGUACCAUCCACGCAUAUGUAGAUGGAGUUUUUAGAUGAAAAGCAACAGUGACUUGUAAAAGAACCUAACAAAUCAUGUCGAUUUGAUUGCAACCUGUUUUUGCAGGUGCCAAUGAUCACAAAGAGAAGUUCAACGACUGUCAUAAUAAUGAGGUGACUAGGAGGCGUAAGAAAAUUCGUUAAGCCGAUUAGUUUCGAUAACUAAUCAGGUAUAGACGAACUCAUUCGCAUCAAAAUUGGUUUUAUGAUGCAAAGGGCCUUCAGUCGCAUAACGAAUUUAAAACUUGCUACUGAUGUGAUGAAUUAAUUUAGAAACUGAAGGUCAGGCUUUGGAAAAUGAUGGGUAUAUAACUUGCCUGAACGACAGACUCCAGCACAAACGCACUACUCUCCGCUUUUGAAACAUCCAACUGGAUCCUGUCACCGCAAUGGAGGUCCCUAUUAUGGUUGUCCUUUUGUGUGGAGUCUUAAUAAUUACCAUUGAAGCUGGGGUGGUUACCCGUCUUCGUCGCUCGCCUUCCGGCAAUAAAAUUGCCAAUAAAUUCAGAAUUCCGCAUAUUGUUUUGGUUGGUCUAGUCGAUCAACCCGUACCAACGGCAAUUGCCUACCCCCAGAAAACCCCUUACUCGCCAACUUCUUAUGGACCCCCACCACCUCCUGCUUCCUAUCCAGCAUCAUCGUACCCAUCGCCUUCAUACGGUCCCCCACCACCUCCUGCUUCCUUUCCAGCACCAUCGUACCCAUCGCCUUCAUACGGUCCCCCACCACCAAGUUACGUGUCACCAAUGAUGUCCUAUCACCCGUCGUACGUACCACCACAGACACCGUACCAGUCCUAUCAGCCGCCGAUGUACAUGCCGCCACAGACACCCUACCAAGCGGCUCAACAACCACUGGCAACUGGGCCACAACAGGAGCAAAUCCUUCCCGAGCCAAACCCCAAUGGCUUAUCAAACGCUACAGACCAAGUGGCAACUGAAGAUUUUCAAUUGGAAUCUACCGAUUUACCCUCAACCGAUUUGAGUCCUGAUGGUACUAGCGAGGACAAAUCCAGUUGGGAAACCAAAACUUCUUUUUAAUUAUUUGAACCCUGAUCACUUUAUCUAAUAAAUAUUCCUUUUUAAACAA
Molecule: messenger RNA, 1965 nt
Organism: Daphnia magna
Lineage: Eukaryota; Metazoa; Arthropoda; Branchiopoda; Diplostraca; Daphniidae
Product: extensin
Exons: 3
Coding region: 1266-1916 (216 amino acids)
Source: RefSeq, a predicted model, not a curated record